Tetrahymena thermophila SB210 is the source of this 1323-nucleotide messenger RNA. RefSeq names its product Cln3 protein. Gene Ontology annotation, cellular component: membrane. NCBI's taxonomy places the organism in Eukaryota, Ciliophora, Oligohymenophorea, Hymenostomatida, Tetrahymenidae. The record is from RefSeq and is a predicted model, not a curated record. The transcript is spliced from 7 exons.
AUGUAGGUAAAUCAAAGAAAAAAUUCUGAUAAAGAAUUCUAAAAAGUAGAUAUUGUUGUCAGCAGCUAAGUUGAAACAAAAGAUGACUUAGAAUUAAAUGUUGAAUAAAAUGAAAAAAUGUAUCUUUUCAUGCUCUUCUUGAUUGGUAUAAUUAAUAAUACAGGGUAUGUUUUAGUUGGUACAGCUGCUUAAGAUAUAGCAAAUAAGUUUGAUAUGAAAAACUUUAUGACACUCUUUUAAUUAUCAUUGAUUGUUUUAUCUGGUGUUAUGCGUUCAAUCAAUUCAAAAUUCUUCAUUAAAAUCUCUCAUAAGAAGAGAAUAUUUGUUUGCAUUGUAUUAUCUAUUGGCGCCUAUAUAAUUAUUGCUUUUUCUUCAAAAGCUAAUGGCAAAUGGGGUUUCUAUACAUGCUUAGUUGGAUCGGUAAUGUGCGGUACCAUGUAGGCAUUUGGUGAAUCUGUAAUGUUAGGUUACUUAAAAGUGUUUCCUUCAAGACUUGUAGCUGGAUGGAGUAGUGGUACAGGUUUUGCUGGUCCUUUCGGUUCAGGAUUACUUCUUAUUUUGAAGGCUGUUAAUUUAGAUCUUUACAUCAUAUUUUUAAUCAUGAUUCCUAUUGAGGCAAGCUAUUGGUUAUGUUUCUUAUGGUAUGACAAUAGAAAGAGAAAAUUCUAUAAGUCUAAUCAAGUAGGUUCAGAAAGCAAUUGCAGUGAAAGCCAAUAAGGUGAGGAAUCACAAUAAUAAUUAAUUGAAAAAUCAGAAGAUGAUGAUGCUAAAAACAAUAAGAAGUUGUCUAUUCAAAAUAUCAAAUCAGUGAUGCCAAAAAUGUGGACUCUAGCAGUAAAUCUUGGAUUAGUUUAUUAUCUCGAAUACGUCAUUGAAACAGUAUGGGCAGAAAGAGCACAUCCAUAAUUAGAUAGUGAUUAAUACUCUGAUGACUUUAAUGGAUUCUUAGAAAAAAAUGGUUUUGUUAUCCUUUGUUUUUGCUACUAAAUUGGUGUAUUCAUUAGUAGAUCAUCUUUAUAUCUCAUAAAAAUCAGAAAAGUAUUUAUCUUUACUGCAGCUUAACUUGGUAACUUUGGACUUUGGAUUUUCUUUGCAGUAAACAAAUCAGUACCUAUGGGAGUAUAAAUUCCAUGCAUGAUUUUUGUAGGAUUAAUGGGAGGAGCUUCAUAUGUAAAUGUCAAUUAUUUGUUAUUAAAUCAUUAAGAAAUAGACAGAAACGAAAAAGAACUUGCUAUGAAUAUUUGUUCUAUUUUUAAUGAUACAGGUGUACUAUUAUCGUCUUUAAGUGGUCUAGUUAUUGAUAAUUUUAUCAUGAAAGACUGA